AUGUUCGAGGUUCAAUGGAAGGCGGGAGACGUCACGUGGUUACCCUUCGAUCAGGUUGACCACCUUGGCGCCCUCCGUGACUACCUCGACGUCCUGGGCAUCGAUGACAUCUCCGGCCUAACGGAUGGCAACGAGGUCUCAGUGAGUACCGAUGUCUCAAACAUUGACUCACAUGUGUUUUUAGGCGCAAUGGGCUUGGGCUGGCCUGACCAUAUAAGCCGGCCCCACAACCCUUCUCCCCCAUCGACUUCUACCUCACCAGCCACUUCAUCAACGAAAACCAUGUCCUCUAACCCGCUUCCAACUCCCCUGUUCCGUGCCCAGAACGGGGUAUUCAUCAUGGCGGAUCGUUACCGCCCCGGCGUCUCGUUGGCUAUCACCCUUGACCAGCUGCGUCUGUACUUGCAGUACGAUGCCGACCUGCGUAGUGGGACCGCCCCCAACACCAUCAUCACACCCAUCGGCUAUGACGACUUCGCCGUUGCAUUAAAUUCGAAUGCUGGGGCGGGCGUGCAAGUUGCCAUUGUGCAAGAAGGGGACGAGGGAGUCCGCAUUACCGGACCACCCACCCCUCGUGACCCUCGGGAAGACGCUGGAGGCCAAUGGUUGGACUCGCGUCGCUCUGAGCUCCUGGACCACGCACUGUGGGACAACUUGGAGCGGAACAAGAAGCAGCGCAUUUGGCGCAACAAAAGCGUGGCCAAACGCCAGGCCAAACGGAGGCGAAGGGAGGAUGAUGAGGCGAUGCGCCCUUUCGCACCCUCCACCUCCUUAACCAACGCCCUCGCUGGGCCCUCCGGCCUGAAUAACCCCAUCACUCCAUCCAUUCCUCCUCCCCCUCCUAUUACACCGGUUCCUGACCUUCCUGCACCUCCUGUCGAUGGCGAGGACGAGGAGAUGGACGAUGACAGAGCGGAAGAGCGCGCUCAGGGCAAAGGCAAGGGGAAAGGACUCGGUCGUAUCCCGAAGAAAUGA
Suillus plorans is the source of this 975-nucleotide messenger RNA. RefSeq lists its product as uncharacterized. The record is from RefSeq and is a predicted model, not a curated record. The coding region runs from base 1 to 975 and encodes 324 amino acids. The transcript is spliced from 2 exons. Lineage: Eukaryota; Fungi; Basidiomycota; Agaricomycetes; Boletales; Suillaceae.